Molecule: messenger RNA, 864 nt
Organism: Pistacia vera
Lineage: Eukaryota; Viridiplantae; Streptophyta; Magnoliopsida; Sapindales; Anacardiaceae
Exons: 1
Coding region: 1-864 (287 amino acids)
Biological process (GO): shoot system development; root development
Source: RefSeq, a predicted model, not a curated record
AUGGCCAGUAAAUAUCAUGUUAGAUCAAUCAGUUUGCCUUCAAGGUCACAUCCUAGCACCAUCAAAAUUGAAGAAGAGUUGAGCAAGCUCAAGACAUUGGAGGAGUCAUCAAGAUUGUUGUUAACAUCAGGGUCAAUUUGCAAGAGUCUUUCAGGACUUGAAGAGUUGUACAUGUGCUUGGAUGAUCUUCUUAAUAUGGCAUCAAGCCAACAAGUUCUGUCUCAGAAUCAACAUGAAAAGUGUAUUGAUGAAUUGUUGGAAGGAUCUGUAAAGCUCCUGGAUAUUUGUGGCAUCACAAGAGAUACCUUGUUGCAAAUUAAGGAACAUGAUCAAGCUCUUCACUCAGCCAUUCGAAGGCGAAAGGGGGAUUCAAGUGUUGAAAACAGCAUUGCUAGCUUCAUUUGUUUCCGGAAGAAGAUGAAGAAGGAUGCCAAGAAAAUGAUUGUGACACUGAAGCAAAUGGAUAACAAUCUCGGCGUAUCACCACUCCUGGAACAAGAUCAGCACCUCUCAGCUGUGAUUCGAGUUCUUAGAGAAGUUAAUGCAACAAGCAGCUCCAUCUUUCAGUCUCUCUUGUUAUUCUUUUCAGGACCAGGGUCAAAGCAAAAGCUAAACAGGUGGUCACUGGUCUCAAAAUUGAUGAACAAGAGAGUAACAGCAUGUGAAGAGAAGCAAGAGAUUGUGAAUGAGUUGGAAAGUGUGGAUUCUGCAUUGUGCGGCCGUGAUAUUGAGAAGAUGCAAAAUAUGCAUGAAAGAUUAAAGGCUGCAGAGGCCAGCAUUGAAGGCCUUGAGAAAGGUUUGGAGAGCAUGUUCAGGUGCUUGAUCAGAUCAAGAACCUCCCUCUUGAACAUAAUCUCCCAAUAG